Gambusia affinis (western mosquitofish) is the source of this 1597-nucleotide messenger RNA. RefSeq names its product TruB pseudouridine (psi) synthase family member 1 (gene trub1). The transcript has 8 exons. Gene Ontology annotation, cellular component: mitochondrion. Lineage: Eukaryota; Metazoa; Chordata; Actinopteri; Cyprinodontiformes; Poeciliidae. Gene Ontology annotation, molecular function: RNA binding; pseudouridine synthase activity. Gene Ontology annotation, biological process: mRNA pseudouridine synthesis; tRNA modification. The record is from RefSeq and is a predicted model, not a curated record. Bases 62 to 895 code for a protein of 277 amino acids.
GUAAAACACAAUUAAUUCGCUCUCCAUAAAAGAAGAAGACAAACAUCUCACAAAAACAAGCAUGGCUGGGAAUGUGAGCGGCGCUGCGGGAUCAAUAAGUUCUCUGUCUAAGCUUCAGUCUUUAAAUGGAUUGUUCGCCAUAUAUAAGAAACAAGGGCCGACAUCUGCUGAUGUGUUAAACAAGUUCAAAGAGACUUUGCUCAGAGAGGCGGGAGUGCAGAACCCAAACAGCAGAAAGAGGAAGAAGCAGUAUCUGAAGAUGGGCCACGGAGGGACCCUGGACAGCGCCGCCAGCGGGGUCUUGGUUGUCGGUAUUGGGAACGGGACAAAAAUGCUCAGCACGAUGUUGACUGGUUCAAAGAAAUACGUGGCUGUGGGAGAGCUGGGAAAAGCAACAGAUACUCUUGAUGCCACUGGAACGGUGGUCAUGGAGAAAGAGUUUGAGGACAUAACCAGGCUGGACAUGGAGGAGAAGUUAAAAGCUUUUACCGGUGACAUCAUGCAGGUUCCUCCACUCUUCUCUGCUCUGAAGAAAGACGGCCAGCGUCUGUCUGUGUUGUUGAAGAAAGGUCACCAGGUGGAGGCCAAACCUGCACGCCGCGUCACUGUGCACAGCCUGACUCUGCAGGAGUUCAAACCUCCUCUCUUCACUCUCGAUAUCGAAUGCGGUGGAGGGUUUUAUGUCAGGAGCCUGGUGGACGACCUGGGGAAAGCUCUGUCGUCGUGCGCUCAUGUGAAGGAUCUGGUGAGGACGAAGCAGGGCCAGUUCACCCUCCAGGAUCAUGUGCUGCAUGAGGAGCAGUGGACGCUGCAGAGCGUUGUUGGGGCGCUGCAGCCCUGCCCAGAGGAGGACCAGAGGACGGACUCUCCCAGAUCCCAACAGACUCCUACCUAACAGCUGGCAGCAGGCAAAAGGAAGAGCCGUUUGGUGCCAUCCUCUACCUGCUUUGUCCUCCAGACAGAAGAUCAGAUGUAGACAUCUGAGAUCGUUUGGUUUGUUUAGUGACUGGUGGCAGAAAACUGACUGAUGGUAAAACCAACAUCGUUCUCCUGGAGGUCAGUGGACUAGUCUGAACUGCACUGACUCUGCUUUUUGCUGUUGGUUAAAUAUACUUAUUGCUUUCGUUGAAGGUGCAGUUUAACUUUUAUUUGUUAAAACUGCCACCAUGUAGGGACAGUUUGAGAUAACCUGAAAAGAUCAAUCUCCACCUCCUCCCUGAGAUACUAUUGAUCUGCUGAAAUGCACCCUUCCUGACCUAAAACAGCCAAUUAGAGCUAGGAGGCGGGUCUUAGCGCUAUCAAUGAAUAUCAUUGCUUGCUGAUGAAUGCGCUAAUGGUGGGAGAAAUGACUUUACCUGCCACACAGUGCCACAUGAAAUUGUGAUUGACAACAAUAAGACCCUCCUGGGUCUGAUUGGUUUUUGGGUUGUUGUUUUUUUUUUCUCUGUCUCAUAUUGUCAUGACAUGGUGACAGUUUAUAUUAAUAUUACAAACUUAGAGCCUUGGGGACCAUUGUCCUCAUUGAACCUUUUCAUUUCACAGCAUCAUUCAAAUUAAGGUUAUCUACUGUCUUGCUGUAAUAAAUGUCUCCACAAGA